Molecule: messenger RNA, 279 nt
Organism: Scedosporium apiospermum
Lineage: Eukaryota; Fungi; Ascomycota; Sordariomycetes; Microascales; Microascaceae
Exons: 6
Coding region: 1-279 (92 amino acids)
Biological process (GO): microtubule-based process; cilium assembly
Cellular component (GO): cytoplasmic dynein complex
Molecular function (GO): dynein light intermediate chain binding; dynein intermediate chain binding
Source: RefSeq, a predicted model, not a curated record
AUGGCGGAUCAACAGACUCGCGCGUCUCCCGUGGCGAGAGAGAGGCUAGAAGCCCAGAUCAAAUCCGCGGACAUGAACGAGGACAUGCAACAGGAGGCGAUUGAAGUUGCCCAGGAAGCAAUGGCCAAGUUCACAAUCGAGAAGUUCGAUGAGCGCAAGGGGCCUACCUGGCAUUGCAUUGUUGGGAGGAACUUUGGCAGCUUCGUCACGCACGAGACGAAGCACUUCCUCUACUUCUAUCUCGGACACUGCGCCAUUCUCCUAUUCAAGACUCAGUAA